UAUCCAUGUUCAGUCAAUCUGGCUGAUGCAGCGAAGGGUUCAGUUGCUAGGGUCCCGAGGGCCUGGGAGCACACACGCCAGCUGUUUUCCAUGCAGGGAAUGGGGAACUUCCGACUGGGGAGAAGGACUGUGAUGUACACAGUGGAAACUAUUCCUAAAGGGAAGAACCGAGUGCUGGGGACUAUCCAGAUCAUGACUGGCUUCAUACACAUUAGCUUUGGGAUCAUUCUCAGCACCCUGUCCAGUGUAUAUACCUCAUUCUUUGUAUAUGGAGAGAUUCCCUUCUUGGGAGGAGCAUCCUUCAUUGUUUCUGGAUGUCUCUCAAUUGGUGCUGAGAAGAGCCCUACGGAAUGUGCAGUAAAAGGCUCACAAGCCAUGAAUAUCAUCAGUGCCAUUUUUGCGUUACUUGGAAUAUUGACUUUUAUAGUAGACCUGAGCAUAAAUGGACCGUUUCAUUCAGAUGAUAACUACGAGUAUUCACUAGUGAUGACAGGCAAUCGGAUCGCCAUUGUGCUGUUGACAUUCACCAUUGUGGAAUUCUGCAUUGCAUCAGCAACUGCAUAUUUUUGGUGCCGGGCAACCCGUUCUGACUCCAAUGAGGCUAUAUUGAUUGACCCAAACACCGUCAGGACAGAUAAUGAAGUCCCUUCUGUAGAAUCUUCAAUGCAUUAUCCACCAAGCUCUAAUGAUGUAAGUUAUGAUUUAAAAGUUGAGGACGUGUAGAAGACUAGGCUGGAAAAUUUGUAUGGAGAAGUCACAUCAGCUGCAUUUCUUUUGGGGCAUAAAAGUUAACCUUUUCCUGCAUGACAGAGUUCCUUUAUUUUUGUCAGUAUUCUAGCUGACAAGUAAAGACAAAGGGCCUGUCUCUCUACUUUCUCCUGUACUGUCUCAAUUUAAGCCUGGAAUAACAGACAUGUGACUUGAUAUUAUUUGCCUCGGAGUAAAAGGUAAUAAUGCUUCAUUUUGCAUGGGCUGUGUAUGGAAAUAACCAUAUGUGACACGUGGACUGUUAAGCUGUCAAAGUGAGGUUCGAGGAUACUCGUGAUACCAUAUUGGAAAUAGUCACAAAAUAGUUGGCGACCCAGACUGAGAACAUGGAACUGAAGCCAAUAGAUGCCCAAUGUGGACAUUAAUGCAUCUUUUCAGCUCUGACUGGCUCUGUUAUUGACUCGGGACAUGUUGACACAGAAACCAGUUCAUGAUGUUAAUUUCUGUUGGCCAAAGUCCUGUCUUGCAGCUGGUUAAUAAAGACUCUGUAACAUUCUUAGGUGUCCUGGCAAAUGCCCAGUAUAUGCCACUCUCCUGGCCUCAGUCUCUGUAAUUGAUUCCUCCUCAUGUUUUCUUAUGGGAGCUGGAAAUCAGAAUACUGUAGAAAGCAGCAUCUGCAGAUUAAUUUGAGCAAAGCUGAUUGGUUUUACAUGAAGCAUACUUGCAACUUUGGAGGCUUGUUAUACUGUUUGCCAUUUAUAUUUGCAUUUAGUACAUCCUAUUAAGAUAUUCAUAGAACAGCCUUGGGAAAUGUUCCAUCCUUUAUUCUCUGCAAGGACCGCUUGUUUGUGACAGUCUCACUUCCAGCUUUGUUGAGCCAAAAUUGCUGUUUCGAUUUCUUUCGAUUGGCCCUGGCUUGGUUGUACCAAAUAAGAAAUCAGAGGAGAAAGCACACUCCCACACCAGAACAUUAAAACCUAGUUCAACUUUAUGUAUUUCAAAGUUGGACAUGCAGUUUAGUACCUCCAUGUCUUGAAAGAAAAAAAAAGGCACAAAUUCUAGGGGAUAUCAGAUAAUCUUGGACGGUGUUUUGUAGUAAUCAUUUCUAUUGAUGGACCACUGACAGUUUUUUGUACCACUAAAGGGCAGCUGUAAUCCAGAUGCAAGACUAGAAACACUAGCAGAAACAUGAGAAUACAUGUCUGGUCCUACAUUGAUAAUCAGACUGAAUUGGUUCUGGAUUUAGCCUACUAUUCUUCAAAUGGUUUCCUCCCACUGUUUAAGACUAUAACUGCAGCUAGUACAGGCAAUGUUCAGAGAGGAUGUAGGGACAGGCAAAAUUAAGAGUGACCUAAGCUUGGAAAGUCUGGCUUAGAAGAACUGGCUUUUCAUUUAAAAGUGUCUACUGUAAGAAGGAAAGCGUUUGGACCAGAUCCUGACCCUUAGCCAAGUGUGCAGCUUCCAUGGCUGUAAUAGAAUGCAGGACUGCUUCCCAGUCCACCAGGAAAUUCUCUUGGUCACACAGCACUGAAAUGAGUGAGAGGUUCAUAAGACACGUAAACUUUGUGAACAUGGAUCAUGGAAUUUGGAAAGGAGAAGUUUUGAUAGACACUGAUCCUGGCCUCUAAAAACGCUAGGUUGGGAUGUUUUCCUCUUUCUUUGUUUCUGGCUCCAUAUUAUGUAUUUUGUAUUAUUUUCAGAGUUUGGAAUUCUCUGGCUUGAGAUUGGAUUCCUUGGCUUCUAAGCAUCUUGACUAAUGUUUUUUUCAGAGCAUGUUUUAAGAGAAAUUUCUACAAUUUUAAUGCCUAUCUGUGAAACAGGGAUACCUAACUUGGGUGACUUCACUGAGGUCUGGUUCUUGUAGCUGUUUAUUUGAUUUUAGACCAAGUUAAGUUUUAGAUUUCUUCAGUGAUUCACUAUUUUUAAAAAUUAACCUUGUUUUUCAUGAAUGUUUUUAAAAACUGCAAUAAAACAUGUACUUGAGACAACUCAUGUCUGUCCUUUGGCUUUUAUCUGAUGCUUAACAAAGAAUCCACCUUCAUAAUGUUGAAUGGCCUUAGCUUCUCCAGACGAAAAUGAUGGAAUAUGUUGUUGGAAUGUGUUUUUGUGCAAUAAUUACAGUAAUAUUCAGGCAG
Molecule: messenger RNA, 2843 nt
Organism: Thamnophis sirtalis
Lineage: Eukaryota; Metazoa; Chordata; Lepidosauria; Squamata; Natricidae
Product: membrane-spanning 4-domains subfamily A member 12
Biological process (GO): cell surface receptor signaling pathway
Cellular component (GO): plasma membrane
Source: RefSeq, a predicted model, not a curated record